AUGAUGAGUCAAAUUGACGAGCGUAACUCGUUUCCCGACGUCACUCCUUCCGAAGGAAGUAUAUUCAUGCCCCUGAAGACGCCGGGCAUUCAGGCAGUUCGCAGGAGCAACGCUCGGGCUCUAUGGAUGAAUCUAUACUGA
Penicillium oxalicum is the source of this 141-nucleotide messenger RNA. RefSeq lists its product as uncharacterized. The record is from RefSeq and is a predicted model, not a curated record. The transcript has a single exon. The coding region runs from base 1 to 141 and encodes 46 amino acids. NCBI's taxonomy places the organism in Eukaryota, Fungi, Ascomycota, Eurotiomycetes, Eurotiales, Aspergillaceae.